Messenger RNA from Leptonychotes weddellii (Weddell seal), 2152 nucleotides. The record is from RefSeq and is a predicted model, not a curated record. NCBI's taxonomy places the organism in Eukaryota, Metazoa, Chordata, Mammalia, Carnivora, Phocidae.
UUGGUGUUCCCCUUCUCCCGGCAGCUCUCAUGGUACCAAGUGACACGGCGGCCUUCCUGUGACCCGGGGACGCCAGACCUUCUGAGAAGAUGUCAGCAAUCCAGGCCGCCUGGCCAUCCGGUACAGAAUGCAUUGCCAAGUACAACUUCCACGGCACUGCCGAGCAGGACCUUCCCUUCUGCAAAGGAGAUGUGCUCACCAUUGUGGCGGUCACCAAGGACCCAAACUGGUACAAAGCCAAGAACAAGGUGGGCCGUGAGGGCAUCAUCCCAGCCAACUAUGUCCAGAAGCGGGAGGGCGUGAAGGCCGGCACCAAGCUCAGCCUCAUGCCCUGGUUCCAUGGCAAGAUCACACGGGAGCAGGCGGAGCGGCUUCUGUGCCCACCAGAGACAGGCCUGUUCCUGGUGCGGGAGAGCACCAACUACCCCGGGGACUACACGCUGUGUGUGAGCUGUGAUGGCAAGGUCGAGCACUACCGCAUCAUGUACCACGCCAGCAAGCUCAGCAUCGACGAGGAGGUGUACUUCGAGAACCUCAUGCAGCUGGUAGAGCACUACACCUCGGACGCAGACGGGCUCUGUACACGGCUCAUCAAGCCGAAGGUCAUGGAGGGCACAGUGGCAGCCCAGGAUGAGUUCUUCCGCAGCGGCUGGGCACUGAACAUGAAGGACCUGAAGCUGCUGCAGACCAUUGGGAAGGGGGAGUUUGGAGACGUGAUGCUCGGUGAUUACCGAGGGAACAAAGUCGCCGUCAAGUGCAUUAAAAAUGACGCCACUGCCCAGGCCUUCCUGGCCGAAGCCUCUGUCAUGACGCAACUUCGGCAUAGCAACCUGGUACAGCUUCUGGGCGUGAUCGUGGAAGAGAAAGGCGGGCUCUACAUCGUCACUGAGUACAUGGCCAAGGGGAGCCUGGUGGACUAUCUGCGGUCGAGGGGUCGGUCGGUGCUGGGCGGAGACUGUCUCCUCAAGUUCUCACUAGAUGUCUGCGAGGCCAUGGAAUACCUGGAGGGCAACAACUUCGUGCACCGGGAUCUGGCUGCCCGCAACGUGCUGGUGUCCGAGGACAACGUGGCCAAGGUCAGCGACUUCGGCCUCACCAAGGAGGCCUCCAGCACCCAGGACACAGGCAAGCUGCCAGUCAAGUGGACAGCCCCGGAGGCCCUGAGAGAGAAGAAAUUCUCCACCAAGUCUGAUGUGUGGAGUUUCGGAAUCCUCCUCUGGGAAAUCUACUCUUUUGGGCGAGUGCCUUAUCCAAGAAUUCCCCUGAAGGACGUCGUCCCUCGGGUGGAGAAGGGCUACAAGAUGGACGCCCCCGACGGCUGCCCGCCUGCGGUCUACGAGGUCAUGAGGAACUGCUGGCACCUGGAUGCUGCCGUGCGGCCCUCCUUCCUGCAGCUCCGGGAGCAGCUCGAGCACAUCAAAACCCACGAGCUGCACCUGUGACCGCCGGGCCCCCAGCGCCCCGCCCCGCCCCGCCCCGCCCAGGUCGUGGGCCUGCGGGGACUGAACCUGGAGAGAUUGUGGACCUGGUGCCCCCACUUGCUGGGCCCAAGCCUGAACUGAGCCCAGCGGGCCCGUGGGCCUCUUCCGUCUGCCCCAGCCUGCGCCCCCUCUGGCCCCCCAGAGAUCCUGCCUAGGCCUGGCACCUUUUCUCAUGGACCCACCCAUGGGGCUUCGGGAGCCCCACCGAAGGGCCAGGAAGGGAGGAGGCUGGGGAGCAUGAGGCAGAUGUCCCCUACCGUGGUCAGGCCUCUCCUGGCCUCCCAUCUCUCGCCUUCUUAGAGUUUUAUUCCUUUCCUUUUUUGAGAUUUUUUCCCGUGUGUUUAUUUUUUAUUAUUUUUCAAGAUAAGGAGAAAGAAAGUACCCAGCAAAUGGGCAUUUUACAAGAAGUACGAAUCUUAUUUUUCCUGUCCUGCCCACCGGGGUUGGGGAGACCAGGCCCCUCUCUAGGGACCCAUCACCCCAGCCUUGUGCCCGUGUUCCGUGUCCCGUGUCGCCUCGGUCGCCCCGUGUUUGCGCUUGACCACGUUGCACUGUUUGCAUGCGCCCGAGGCAGACGUCUGUCGGGGGCUUGGAGUCCAUUCGUGUGCCACUGCCACCCGCCCACCUGCCUUGUGAGAUGGAAUCGUAAUAAACCACAUGAGGACACCGCU